Molecule: messenger RNA, 4573 nt
Organism: Loxodonta africana (African savanna elephant)
Lineage: Eukaryota; Metazoa; Chordata; Mammalia; Proboscidea; Elephantidae
Gene: JPH1
Product: junctophilin 1
Exons: 5
Coding region: 60-2048 (662 amino acids)
Cellular component (GO): plasma membrane; sarcoplasmic reticulum; junctional membrane complex
Source: RefSeq, a predicted model, not a curated record
GUGCCCAGCUCUGCCCGUGUCCGUGCCCCCGCGGGGAGCGCGCCGGGGCUGCCCCCCGAAUGACGGGCGGAAGGUUCGACUUCGACGAUGGCGGCACCUACUGCGGCGGCUGGGAGGAGGGCAAGGCGCACGGGCAUGGCAUCUGCACGGGGCCCAAGGGCCAGGGCGAGUACUCCGGCUCCUGGUCGCACGGCUUCGAGGUGGUCGGCGGCUACACCUGGCCCAGCGGCAACACCUACCAAGGCUACUGGGCGCAGGGCAAGCGCCACGGGCUGGGGGUGGAGACGAAGGGCAAGUGGAUGUACCGGGGGGAGUGGUCACAUGGUUUCAAGGGGCGCUAUGGGGUCCGGCAGAGCCUGUGCACCCCCGCUCGCUACGAGGGUACCUGGAGUAACGGGCUGCAGGACGGGUACGGCGUGGAGACCUACGGGGACGGAGGUACCUACCAGGGCCAGUGGGCCGGUGGCAUGCGGCACGGCUACGGUGUGCGCCAGAGCGUGCCCUACGGCAUGGCCACGGUGAUCCGCUCCCCAUUGCGCACCUCACUGGCCUCGCUGCGCAGCGAGCAGAGCAAUGGCAGCGUGCUCCACGACGCCGCGGCCGCCGCUGACAGCCCGGCAGGCACCCGCGGUGGCUUUGUGCUCAACUUCCACGCAGACUCCGAGCUCUCGGCUGGGAAGAAGAAGGGCGGUCUGUUCCGAAGAGGCUCACUUCUCGGGAGCAUGAAACUCCGCAAGUCGGAGUCCAAGUCUUCGAUCUCCAGUAAGCGCAGCUCGGUCCGCAGCGACGCAGCCAUGAGCAGAAUCAGUUCCAGCGAUGCCAACUCCACGAUUAGUUUCGGCGACGUAGAUUGUGAUUUUUGCCCCGUGGAAGACCACGUUGACGCCACCACCACGGAAACCUACAUGGGCGAGUGGAAGAACGACAAGCGCAAUGGUUUCGGCAUCAGCGAGCGCUCCAACGGCAUGAAGUAUGAAGGCGAAUGGGCAAAUAACAAGAGGCACGGAUAUGGCUGUACCGUGUUUCCUGAUGGCUCCAAAGAAGAGGGAAAAUACAAAAAUAAUAUUCUGGUCCGUGGAAUAAGGAAGCAGCUCAUACCAAUAAGAAACACAAAAACUAGGGAGAAAGUGGACAGAGCAAUUGAAGGUGCUCAAAGAGCAGCCGCCAUGGCAAGAACCAAAGUUGAAAUAGCAAAUUCAAGGACGGCUCAUGCAAGGGUUAAAGCAGACGCCGCGGACCAGGCUGCGCUGGCCGCCCGCCAGGAGAGUGAUAUCGCGAGAGCUGUGGCCAGGGAGCUGUCGCCUGAUUUCUACCAACCAGGCCCUGAUUACAUCAAACAGAGAACUCAGGAAGGUGUAGAUACUAAAGAAAAACCAGAAGAAAAGGUACCAGAAAAGCCACCUUCACCAAAGGAAUCUCCUCAUUUUUAUCGCAAAGGCACGACACCCCCAGUGUCUCCUGAGCCAAGUCCCAAACAAGGUUACUCUCCCCAGCCUCCCUCCCCAAAGCCCAUGAAGAAGCAAAACCCCAGCUCAGGGGCAAGACUCAGUCAAGACAAAAAGAGUGUGGCUGACGAGCAGGUGACGGCCAUUGUCAAUAAGCCCUUGAUGUCAAAGGCGCCCACAAAGGAGACAGGAGCAGUUGCGUCCCAGUCCAAGUACUCUGGCCGCCACCACAUCCCCAUCCCCAGCAAUGGGGAGCUGCAUUCUCAGUAUCACGGCUACUACGUGAAACUGAACGCACCCCAGCACCCUCCAGAAGAUGUGGAGGAAGGUGAGGAAUUGAGCCAGUCCUCAGCACUGGUGCACAGGCCACCACCAAACAAGUGGAGUCCCUCUAAAUCUGUGACAAAACCAGUUGCCAAAGAAAGCAAAGCUGAGCCAAAAGCUAAGAAGUCUGAACUUGCAAUACCAAAGAACCCAGCAAGCAAUGAUUCAUGCCCUUCUUUGGAAAAAGAAGCCAAUUCAGGCCCUAAUUCAGUCAUGAUUGUCCUGGUCAUGCUGUUGAAUAUCGGGUUAGCCAUUCUUUUUGUUCACUUUCUAACCUGACUGGAAUUAGGAAAGGUAAGAAAAGAGCCUUAAUUCCUCUAUAAAAUCCUAAUAUAUAUAACAUUUUCUUAUAUUCAAAUUUAUAAUUUUUUUUUUUACAACUACCUAGUGUCCUUCACUUUAAUUUUGGCUGUGCCUGAAUGUGAUCCAGCAUAGUUACUUAGUGAUAUAACUGUUUUGACCCUUCAGUGAAGUCAUGACGACUAGUGGUGUUAGCCCACAAUUCUCUACAGUGGUGUCAUCUGCCUUUUAAGUGGCACACCUCAGUCAGACUCAGACACGGGGAAGGAGGCUUGGAAUUAGGAUGGGAUCGCGAGAGAGAUGAAACUUGGAAAAUUCAGCCAGAGGACCUGUUCAGUUCCCCCUGGAGUGCUUUGUGGCUUUGGGGUCCUCUGAGGGCUGAAGGAAGCAGCCAUGUUGGAGAGCAAAACUUAAUAAUAAUUCUUUUUUAAAAUCUACUGAAGCAGCCCCAUCCGGCGAAGUUCUUGGCAUUGGCUACUCCAUCUGUCCCAGCAGAGUGUGACUAAACUGGAAAUGUAUGGAGCUGCAUUUUUUCUUUUUUCUUUUCUUUUUUUUUUGAUGGAAGUCAACAGCUGCCUUACUAUUUUACCGUCUGACGUUUUUAGUAGGGAGCUGGGAAACGACUGCCUGAGGAACGCGGUCGCGGGAUUGUGUUGCUGUGGAAGUGGUUCCAACGUUCACUCCUAUCUCAGUAGAAGAAAUAGGUAGCAGCAUCACUCACCAGUCUUAUGCCAUGACCUGCUGCUUUAACAUCUCCUAGAAUGUUCUGGGAGACAACGUUUCCUUUGCUUGUGCACGACUAUGUUCAUUUUUGCCGUUUAUUUAAAUAUGGUGUAGAGUCACAGACAACAUGUGGUCCUGGCCAGAAAAAGCACACUUGUUGCCUCUCAAGGAAAAGAAACAACAAACUGCUAGUGAAAAUGUGUUUCUUUUGAUACAGAUACAUCAUUUUCCUUGUCACGUAUUUGUCCUAAAUCUGUAAAAGGCUAUUAAUCUUUAAAGUUUAGCAAUUCAAAGGCAUUAUAUCUUCCUAAGGAAUCAUUUAAUUUGAAAUAUCUUUAACUCGUCCGAGGUGAGUGAGUUCAACACUUAGGUAGUGCUAAAUUUCAAAAGUGGGAAGGUGACUGAAUUCUAAGAAAUACAGUCGGAAUUGUACGUGGAUUGCUGUAAUCGGUGUUUAAAAGAUUCGGUUUCAUUGCUGACGUACUUUACGACGAAAUAAAACCUUGUCAGUGGCUGUGUUAAUUCCCGUGGAAGUUAAGCAAGAUGCUAUUAAUAGCUGCUUCUCUUUCUCCCUCCCACCCCCCGCGCUUCAGUUUUUGUUGCAUACGGGCAGGUAGUACGUAAAGCCUCGUUAAGUCACUGCUUCUCAUUAUUUGCCUUCCGUGUUUUUCAAAGUCCAUUUGUAAUUUUAGAGGCUUAGAAUUUUUAUUUUAAAUAUUUGUCUUUUGAAGUCCUCUGUUAUUCUGACAUAAUCUGAUUUUUGCUGUUUUAUAAUUUAUUCCUUAUUACUCAGCAUGCUUACUUAGAGAAACUAUAUGGUCAUGAUAAAAAUAAAUAUUUAAAAAGAAAUCAGAGGAGGAAAGGUGUCUUAUUAAGUUUCUUUAAAACACUACAUUGCGGAGCGGGAGCUAUUCCUAACUACUUUUGAGAUUUGCAUGGCUUAAUCAGAGAUUCUUUCUACCUUAUUAGCUACCUUUUCAAUGCAGAAGAGACAGCUCCUAGGUUAGCACACGCAUGGACUGAAUGCUUCACCACCUGCUAGGUAGUAACCUGGUGGUGUUUUUUGCAGAAGUACAAUAUGUUGAGAAUCCUGGGUGUGACCAAUAUGGAAUAAAGAAGAAAGCAGAGAGAGAGCAAACGAAAUUUACAACUUGUAUAUUUAUUUAUUUUUUAUGUUUUGUUUGACUUUUAAAUUUAGGAAGUACGUUUUUACCCAAGAACAAACAUUGAAGUUCCUAUCGGUCUCAAUACUCUCACUGCUCCUUCCUGACCCCAUAGCCCCUUAUGCUGGGAAAGAUGAUUUUUUUAAAAAAAAAUAAAAUAUUUACUCUUAUUAAGUGUUUAUUUAAAAUACGUAUUGCUUUGGAAAUAAUGGGUAACAGAUAACUAAAGGAUAUGUUUAUAAGGUGAGCAUGUUGUUUCCAUUUAUAAAUAUAUGUAUGAUUUAUAAGCUUUUUUAAAAUAAAGCUCAAAUUGUUGGUAUUUUUCUAAAAUGUGCACAGCUGUAUUUUACAUGAAAGGCUCUUUCUAAUGGGUUGUUAUACUGUACACUACAUUUUGGAUAGCACAUGAAGUCUGCCAAUGUACUUAAUAAAACAGGACUUUGUUUAUUUAAAGUUUCUUGCUGUGAAAAAGAACUCCCUACCUGUGAGUUCCUUUAUUUAUAAUCCUUGAAACCAAAAUGUAUAAUGUACAGUUUUCACAAAUGUAUAUGCUCUAAUAAAAAAAGAAGUUGGUUAUUAAUAAAGUUGUAGGUGUGUUUCCUUUGGAAGUAAAUUACU